CGCCGCCUGUGAGUCAGGGCUUUGCCGGGCACGGGCGGCAGCCGCGGCCGGAGCGGGCUCGCAGCCUCCGCCGCGGGGCCCCCAUGGAGAAGGCAGCAGCGGCGAGCGAAGGCGGCGGCAGCAACAGCAGCAGCCGCAGCAGCAGCCGCCCCACGUCGGCGGGCUCGUCGCCCUCGUCCUCCUCCGCCAGCCGCGGGCUGCCGGGCCGGGCGGCGGCCGCGGGGAGGCUGGACGGAGGCGGGGGGGGGGGCCGGGGCGGCGGCGGCAGCAGCCCCGGCUCGGCGGCGGCCAGCCCGGGGGGCGCGCAGGCGCCCGGUGGCAGCGGCAGGCGGCGGGAGCCGGUGCUGGAAGGGACGCUCAGCAAAUACACCAACCUUCUGCAAGGCUGGCAGAGCAGGUACUUUGUGCUGGACUUUGAGACGGGGAUUCUGCAGUAUUUCGUGAAUGAACAAAGUAAAAACCAGAAGCCACGUGGAACCUUGUCUUUAGCUGGAGCUAUAAUAUCACCCAGUGACGAAGUGCCACACAUGUUGGUGGUCUACUCUGCUAAUGGAGAGAUGUAUAAAUUGAGAGCUGCUGAUGCAAAGGAGAAACAGUACUGGAUAACUCAGCUUCGAUCCUGUGCCAAACAUCACAAGGAAGGUAAUUCUAAGAGCAUUUCAUCCUCACGAAGUAGAAGCUCAUCUCUUCUGCCACCUGGGACAGUUAAUUCUGCAUCUCCUAGUGGCCAGAAACAUAUGAAUCAAAGUGGGCCAACUGUUGUAACCAUUACACAUCACAAAUCACCUGCAGCUGCUCGAAGAGCGAAGAGCCAGCGUUCUGGUCAACUCCAUGAAGUCAGAGAGAUCAUGAGCCAAGUUGAGGGACAACAGAAGAAUCUUGUACAAGCCAUUGAAGCUCUCCCAAGUUCUGGGCCACUUUCUGCCUUGGAUCAGGACUUGCUGCUUUUAAAAGCUACCUCUGCUGCCACCCUGAGCUGCCUUGGAGAAUGUUUGACUCUGUUACAGCAAAGCAUGCAUCAAGUGGGCCAGCAUCAUAACAGGACACUGUCAUCAGAAGGUAUCCUGGGAUGGCCUGGGCCCAAGUCGCACUCCACAGAGCAACUGAAAAAUGGUGCCCUCAGCUCCUUAUCAUCUGCUAGUGCCAACAUUACAUGGGCAAUAGUACCAUCUGCAGCCCAGGAUGGACAGGCAUUACAACCAAAUACAGAGCAUUCAGCUUCUGAGUUGAUCCUAGUUGAAGAUGAAAUGACAGAUACUGAAGAUAACGAAGAGGAGGAUUUAGGAGUCAUGGAUGAUCAACGUAGUGUAAUUCUCCAUCUCAUCUCUCAGCUCAAACUUGGCAUGGACCUAACCAGGGUAGUGCUUCCAACAUUUAUUUUGGAGAAAAGAUCCCUGCUGGAGAUGUAUGCAAAUUUCAUGGCCCAUCCAGACCUGUUUUUGUCAAUUGCAGCUGGAGCCACUCCCGAGGAAAGAAUUAUCUGCUUUGUGGAGUAUUAUCUAACAGCUUUUCAUGAAGGCCGAAAGGGAGCGGUUGCCAAGAAGCCCUAUAACCCUAUAAUUGGUGAAACGUUUCAUUGCUCGUGGGAUGUGCCUAAAGAUAAAGUGAAAGCAUUCAGAACUAACGGUGCCUCCACGGUUCCUAAGGACCCAACCAAGGAGUUUGGCCAGGACCAGUCCACGUGCUACAAGCUGAGGUUUGUAGCUGAACAAGUAUCCCAUCAUCCACCGGUUUCUUGCUUUUACUGUGAGUGCAAAGAGAAGAAAAUGUGUGUGAACGCUCACGUAUGGACCAAAAGCAAGUUUAUGGGCAUGUCAAUAGGUGUUUCUAUGGUAGGUGAAGGUGUUCUUUACUUGAUGGAACAUGAAGAAGAGUAUGUUUUCACCCUGCCUAGUGCCUAUGCUCGCUCGAUACUUACCAUCCCAUGGGUGGAGCUUGGAGGGAAAGUCAACAUCAGUUGUGCCAGAACGGGCUAUUCUGCUACAGUCACAUUCCAUACCAAGCCAUUCUACGGAGGAAAGGUCCACAGGGUUACAGCUGAAGUGAAACACAAUCCCACUAAUACCAUUGUAUGCAAGGCGCAGGGAGAAUGGAACGGUACUCUGGAAUUUACUUACAGCAAUGGAGAAACCAAAGUGAUUGACACUAACAAACUGCCUGUUAUCAGGAAAAAGAUUAGGCCGAUAGCAAAGCAAGGCCCACUGGAAUCAAGGCACCUUUGGCAACAUGUCACCAAUUCUCUGAAAGAAGGCAAUAUUGAUGCAGCAACAGAACACAAGCACCGCCUUGAAGAGAGACAGCGAGCAGAAGAGAGGCAACGUGUGGCUCUUACAAUGCCGUGGAAACCAAAAUAUUUUGCCAAAGAGGGUGAUGGUUGGCUAUACUUGAAUCCUCUCUGGAAGACUCACUGACGGGAUAGAGCAGUUGCCUCAUAACUUUACCUUAAAGGCAUUAAAAUGAUACAGUAUAUAACUUCAAGAUGUCAUUAAUAGGUCCUGUUAUCAGAAGAUACAAAUGAGAAGCUAUAUACUGUGAAUGAUGCAUCUCAAAAUAACCACAAGCUCAAGUUUAUUCAGGAGCCAUUUUGUGUGUAUGGAUACACAAACACACACGCACACGUCCAUAUAUACACACAUAUAUACACGCAGUGUGUAUGUGUUUGUGUGUGUAUUAUUUACACUACAUGUAAACAAGUAUAAACACUAACAGUGAUUUAAAGACCUUUUCCUCUAAGUGUUAGGGCAUAGAACUCCUGCUGGACUCAGCUGGGGUUCCCCGAGUUGUGUGCUUGCAGGAUCAGGCCCUUUGCUAGUAUUUAAGAAAAUACUUUUUUAUUAGUACCGGUUAAGGUUUUUCUAUUUUUCACUUUUGCCAAAAAUGUUUUGCACUUCAAAUGUGAUGUGUCACUUAAUGGCAGUCAUUCUGUCUAAACAGUCAUUGAGUAACUCACUUUGACAUAAGAAUGAUACGCUGACAGCGCGCUUGCUCUUCGGGAUGCCAAUUUAAGAGCAUGUUUCCUGUCACUUAUAAGUGGGAAUUUUCUGCCAUCUUAUAAGAAGUAGCAAUACCUUCUCAAGAAGAUUGUUCGCACUAACCCGUUGUGUCCUCACUUUUUUGUUUGUUCAUACUUCCAGCUGUUUAAUAGAUCUCUGGUCACCAGUGAGCCAGCUGCUCUGGUAAUUUUGAUCUUGCUGUGUCACGUUCUCUGGCUACUGUCAUGCCAAUGCUUUUGGGUUACAUGUUCUGCUAAAUCCCUUCUGGCAGGUGUAGCUGUGGUGGUCCAGCUCACUCUUGCCUCAGCUUCCCACCCCGACGUAAGCGAGGCCCGGCCUGGCCGUUGGGCUGUGUCACAGCCUUGCCUUCCAAGUUAAACCACUGCUGAUGCGUUCCUGCUGAAAUAAAUGCCAGGCUGUGCAUUGAGGCGGGUGAGGCUGGGUAGGAGUCCUGUCCUGGUGUGCCGCUGCGACGGGCGUCAGCCUUCCCCACCCGCUGGGAGGCGGGUUCUGAACACUGCUCUGGGAAAGGAGACGGAGCUCGUCUGGUCAGAGCCCUUAAUUCCAUAUUAAGGCUCCAAGCAGACCUGUAUUUUGAUUUCUUUUGCUUUUGACCCAGUUGAUUGCUUCUGGAUGCGAAAUACUUGGAUGAAUAGAGACAAUAUAACUAGCCUUCUCAGAUGAAUGAUUUUCUGAUGUAAAAGUAACAAUUUAGUAAAUUAUUACACUGAGACAAUAACUUCAUUAAUGAAACAAACAAAAUGGGAUAUAAUUUGUUUUGUAAAGUAAAAAAAAAGUAAGUAAACAAUCCUGUAGCUUCAUCUUGCUUUGUCAUGUAACCACUGUGACAUUAAGAAAGUGGAUUCUAAAAGUGUGUUAAGGCUUUGUUGCGUUUUAGUUCAUAUUUGUUGAAAGUGAAGAUGUUUUUGAGAGAAGUGGCAACAAAAGGCAAACGUAAAAUGUGCUGACUGCUGCUCAGUGCUUCUUUCUACAGUGCCCUGUAAAGAAACCACUAUAUUUCUAACAUACAGUAGCAUGGAUGCCUACCUUUCUGUAGUACUGAUUAAUUUUGUGCCUUUUGUCUGCUGUCUUAAUACAAUAACUUAGGCUUUAUAGAUACUACACAAAUAUAUUUAGGUCAAAGCGCUGAGCUUGUAUCUGUUCUUGUGCGUCCUGCAUUUUAUAAUUAUUUUUUUGGUAGAUGUUAAAAUAUCUGGAGCAACUCAGAAGGCUAAAUGGAGGUGUGUACACAAGGAAACAUGCCAGUAGUUUUUCAUUUGGACAUAAUAUUUAAUAGAUCUUUAUGUUUGGACUUCAGAUCCCUAUUUAAUGAAGGUGUGGCUCCUUUUUUCCUCCUAAAUGCUAUUUUGUCUGCUUGUGUGUCCUUUUUUUGCACAUUAGAAAGAUUCAUGUAUACAUGAUUUAAAUCCUAUUUAAAAAAAAAAAAUAUGGAGUGUAUGAGCUUGGUUUUGUAACUGACACUUUUUUUUUUUUUUAAAAGGGAAAAAAAAAAAUCUUAUUUUUAGGAAUAGUUCAUGUUUUUCUGUAUCAAAACCAAAAUUAUGCUGUCAUAGUAAUCACCGAACUACUACCAAGUAUCAUCAGGAAAACGUCUUUAUCACCUGCAAGAAUUAACUUUAUAAUGGAUCCACUCUCAUUCUAGAGGUUAGCCUGAAAAGUAACUAGACGUAUUCAUACAGUUUAUAAUAUCAUCACAAAGAAAAAUCGAAAAUACAGAAUUAAACACGUGGAAUAUCCUCCCAGAACUCUUGACUUUCACACACCAAAGAACAAGCCACAUACAUACUCACUAAAAAUAGCCAUUGAAAACCUGUCAGGCAUGCAGGCCCGCCCUCCUGAAAGAGUAGACCUCUUUCAGCUUUGAUGGCAUGACUGUCGAGGCUACAAAGAUGCUGUAGCCAUUCUUUUAAGGAGAAGUUUGAAUAAUUUUAUGCUUGUAAUUUAUUGAAGAUUUUUUCUGUCUGCAUGGUUGGUUGUUUCUGCAUGCCGAGAACAUUCCACUUGUGCUCUGACAAAUGUUUUGUUUUGUUCUGAUGCUGUGAAUAAUCCCCUGAUAUCUUUACCACUGUUUCUCUUCCAAAGUAACUUGGGAGAGGCAAACAUAAAAAUAGUCCUUUCUGAAAAGAUGCCAUCAGUGAGAGAUUCCAGAACAAGAUUCACAAGUGUCAUUUUAUUUUUCUGAUAAUUAUGUGUUCAGUAUAUUUUACAGGGCUGAAAAGUAAAUAUUCAUAAGCCUUAUUCUGUAGGUUGUUCCAAUAGCUGUCUUGGAUUUGUAAGUAAAUAUUUUCCUUUUCAAGUAGCCAAUGUACACUCUGAAUUGUAAUGUAAAAACCUCCAUGUAGUUCAAUUUUUUUUGUGCACACCUGUAGAAAGCCUAUGCAACCUUUUUCUUUCUUAAAUUAGAGAUGUUCAGAAAGAAAAUUUAUACCUUUAUCAUUUAAAAGAUGCUCUGGCAGUCUCUUCUGAUUUGCCUUCCUUUCAUAAUUUGUGAAUUUACGACGACAAUGCUGAUGAAUAAAAGAUUUGUUUCAUUUA
Molecule: messenger RNA, 5549 nt
Organism: Harpia harpyja (harpy eagle)
Lineage: Eukaryota; Metazoa; Chordata; Aves; Accipitriformes; Accipitridae
Gene: OSBPL10
Product: oxysterol binding protein like 10
Cellular component (GO): membrane; cytosol; intracellular membrane-bounded organelle
Molecular function (GO): cholesterol binding
Source: RefSeq, a predicted model, not a curated record